Molecule: messenger RNA, 1556 nt
Organism: Anoplophora glabripennis (Asian longhorned beetle)
Lineage: Eukaryota; Metazoa; Arthropoda; Insecta; Coleoptera; Cerambycidae
Gene: Rab3
Product: ras-related protein Rab-3
Exons: 6
Coding region: 208-867 (219 amino acids)
Biological process (GO): protein localization to plasma membrane; regulation of exocytosis; protein secretion
Cellular component (GO): synaptic vesicle; plasma membrane; endosome
Molecular function (GO): GTPase activity; GTP binding
Source: RefSeq, a predicted model, not a curated record
AAGUAUUUGUUUUUGUACAGAAUUAGUGUUUUCGCAUGUAGUGAACUGAAACUUGAAAGUUAUAAGUGAACGUGGUGAAGAAAUUCUGAACACAAAUUAAAAAUUAAUUAAUUUUCCAAUAGUGAUCACGCUUUUGAACUCAGAAAACGGCGUUCCCACAGGCUGUUAUCUUGGGUUGAAAUUCCCUUAGGUUAUAUUUCCGAUCAUAUGGCUGGCGCAGAUCCAAAAUGGCAGAAGGAUGCCGCCGACCAGAACUUCGAUUACAUGUUCAAACUACUCAUAAUAGGCAACAGCUCAGUGGGGAAAACGUCCUUUUUAUUCCGAUACGCCGAUGAUAGCUUCACGUCUGCCUUUGUGAGCACCGUCGGAAUAGACUUCAAAGUCAAAACUGUUUUUCGACACGACAAAAGGGUCAAACUACAAAUAUGGGACACGGCAGGACAAGAACGAUAUAGGACCAUAACUACUGCCUAUUACAGAGGAGCCAUGGGAUUCAUAUUAAUGUAUGAUAUUACAAAUGAGGAAUCGUUUAAUAGUGUACAAGACUGGGUAACUCAAAUUAAGACGUAUUCGUGGGACAACGCCCAAGUCAUUCUAGUUGGAAACAAAUGCGACAUGGAAGAUGAAAGAGUCAUUAGCUUCGAGAGAGGAAAGCAAUUAGCUGAGCAGCUUGGCGUCGAGUUCUUUGAAACUAGUGCGAAGGAAAAUAUUAACGUUAAGGCCGUUUUCGAGCGCUUAGUGGACAUAAUCUGCGACAAAAUGUCAGACAGCCUAGACACUGACCCGACCCUAAUGAGCGGCGGGGCAAAGGGCCAACGCUUAACGGACGCCCCCCAAGGUCCCCAAGCUGCCAACUGCAACUGUUAAUAACCUUAAGAGAAUCAAGUCCCGUUCAGACGUGGACCUCCUCUUCACAAAACUGUUGAUACUUCGACCAGGAUGUAUGAAAACUUAAAACUCUUUCCGUUUACUUUUAUCGAGACUGACAAUACGCAUGAGCAAAAAUGAUGUUCUAUAAUAUUCUAUUGAACUUUUGCAUGCGUGUAUUACCUGCAUUUUUAUAGUUAGAAGGGAUACAAAAUUUUCAUCUCGCCAGUUUUGCACUGGAGGUCAACGAACUAAAAUUGUUCAAGAUUUUCAAUUAAUGAAGCAUAAUUGGCUUUUUUCGUACUACUUUCCCAACAUUAUUGUGGGACAUACUUAUUGUUGUUAAAUGUUUCAAAUUUUGGUACUAAUAGUGUUAAGUGUUGAAUCGAGAUACCAGACAAGUUUUGUAUCCUUUUUAACGGUGUUUAAAAAUUUUAUAACAAGCAUUUUAUAAUUUGCAAACUCAACAAAAACAAUGUCAAUAUUAGAAAAAACAAAUGUAGAGUAGCAUGAGGUGUUUUGACGGGAUAAUCAGUUAUUUGUAGUGGUUAGUUACACUGAAAAUAUAAAUAUUUUUUGUUUCGUCAUACACUUUGACAUACAAGAAUGAUGUUCUUCUAUAGUUAUUAAUGUAAACAAUGGCCUUUACAUAAUUAAAUCUUCCAAAGUAUAUCACAUUAGAUUUUGGA